Aspergillus campestris IBT 28561 is the source of this 549-nucleotide messenger RNA. RefSeq lists its product as uncharacterized. The transcript has a single exon. Bases 212 to 490 code for a protein of 92 amino acids. The record is from RefSeq and is a predicted model, not a curated record. Lineage: Eukaryota; Fungi; Ascomycota; Eurotiomycetes; Eurotiales; Aspergillaceae.
AGGUACAGUAGUUAAGCUUUCCUUUGUGUGUCUGACAAGGAGACCAAGUCAAAAGAAAAUAAACACCAAAGAGAAAAUUAUUCCAUAACAAAAAAGAACAAGAAGGGAAAGGGAAAGGGAAAAGAAGUGGGGAAGAAUUUCUCUUCUUUAUUGUUUUGGCUUCCUCUCCUGAAAGGCGGGCGGUACAAUCCGCGAUAUGGUGGCGAAAUAAAUGUAUUGGAGAGUGGGAAGAGAGUUAAAAAAAAAAAAAUUUGCUUGGUAUCAGCACUCCUUUUUUUUCCCUUUCCCCCCUUUAUCUUUUUCUACCUUUUUUGAUUAUUUUAUUUUAUUUUUAUUUUCUCUGUUAUUCAAUCUCAAAAGUUCUUCCCGAAUUUUCUCGUAUUUUUCAAGAUUUUUCCCACCCCCCUCUUUAACACCAGUCGUGAGCGCAGGAAGAAAGAAAUUCAAUAUCCAUAGAGAUCCAAACCUGACGUUGAAACAGACUCGCUAGGCCGUAGGACAAAGCUGUUGACAGAUGGCUUUAGCUUGGAUAGCCUACCCGCGAUUCGG